Molecule: messenger RNA, 8679 nt
Organism: Caenorhabditis remanei
Lineage: Eukaryota; Metazoa; Nematoda; Chromadorea; Rhabditida; Rhabditidae
Exons: 28
Coding region: 1-8679 (2892 amino acids)
Source: RefSeq, a predicted model, not a curated record
AUGAGGAGGAGUCCGAUAUGGCUCUUAUGGGUCAUGACUCUUCUUCUGAUGUCUGCUCAUCUAAUUGGAGCUAACGUACAAGACAAGAAUGACCCAACUGGAAAAUCUUCACUCGCCUUCGUCUUUGACAUCACUGGAUCCAUGUUUGACGACUUGGUACAGGUCAGAGAAGGAGCUGCCAAAAUCUUCAAAACCGUGAUGGCCCAAAGAGAGAAACUGAUUUACAACUACAUUAUGGUUCCAUUCCACGAUCCAUACUUGGGAGAAAUCAUCAAUACCACCGACUCGACAUACUUUAUGCGACAACUCAGCAAAGUAUACGUUCACGGAGGUGGUGACUGUCCUGAGAAGACGUUGACAGGAAUUCUGAAAGCUCUGGAAAUAUCGUUGCCAUCAUCUUUUAUCUACGUUUUCACUGAUGCUCGCUCAAAGGAUUAUCACUUGGAAGAUGAAGUUCUUAAUAUCAUUCAAGAAAAGCAAUCUUCUGUGGUAUUCGUGAUGACGGGAGAUUGUGGUAACCGAACUCAUCCAGGAUUCCGUACCUAUGAACGAAUUGCCGCCGCUUCUUUUGGACAAGUUUUCCAUUUGGAGAAAAGUGACGUCAGCACAGUUUUGGAAUACGUGAGGCAUGCUGUGAAACAGAAGAAAGUUCACAUGAUGUAUGAAGCACGUGAACGUGGAGGAGUAACAGUGAGAACGAUCCCAGUCGACAAACAUCUCUCAGAACUCACUAUUUCACUUUCUGGAGAUAAAGAUGACUCGGACAACUUAGAUAUUGUGUUGAAAGACCCGGAAGGUAGAACACUGGACAAACGGAUGUACAGCAAAGAAGGGGGAACGAUUGAUUUGAAGAACGUCAAGCUGAUUCGUCUGAAAGAACCAACUCCAGGAGUAUGGACAGUGACUACCAAUUCAAGACUGAAGCAUACAAUUCGUGUGUUUGGACAUGGUGCUGUAGACUUUAAAUAUGGAUUCGCUUCUCGCCCACUAGAUCGCAUUGAGUUGGCUCGUCCUAGACCAAUCUUGAAUCAAAAUUCGUACUUGUUGGUGAACAUGACCGGACUUCUGCCACCAGGAACUGUUGGGGAAAUCGAUCUUGUUGAUUAUCAUGGUCACAGUCUGUACAAAGCAGUUGCAUCUCCUCAUCGCUCCAAUCCUCACAUGUAUUUUGCCGGACCAUUCAUUCCACCAAAAGGAUUGUUCUUCGUGAGAGUCAAGGGAUACGACGAGGACAACUUCGAAUUCCUCCGUAUUGCACCAACGGCUAUCGGAAGUGUGAUUGUCGGAGGGCCUCGCGCUUUCCUAGCUCCAAUCCAUCAGGAAUUCGUUGGAAAAGAUCUAAAUUUGUCGUGUACUGUUGAAAGUGCAUCACCUUACACUAUUCAUUGGGUUAAAGGAGAAGAGGAAAUUCUCGGAGGACCACUUUUCUAUCACAACACCGAUACCUCUGUCUGGACUAUUCCUGAACUUUCUUUAAAAGAUGCCGGAGAAUAUCAAUGUCGUGUCACUUCUGACAAUGGAAAUUACACCGUCAAAACACGUGUAGAAGUCCGUGAAUCCCCUCCACAAAUCGUCGGAGCUCGUAAUGAAACCGUUCCACUCGGAAAUACAGCAUUCUUGCAUUGUCCAACCCGUUCAGCUGGAGAAGUAGAAAUUAGAUGGACCAGAUUUGGCUCUACUGUUUUCAAUGGGCCAAACACGGAAAAAUUGGCAAAUGGAACACUGAAAAUCCAUCAUGUGACACGUUCGGAUUCUGGAAUUUACGAGUGUUUGGCUAGAAAUGCGGGAGGAAUGAGCACACAAAAAAUAAUGUUAGAAAUCAUGGAGCCGCCAUCAGUCAAAAUCCAUCAGAAAGAAACGUAUUACGUGAUUGGAGACAAUGUUAACAUCACUUGUGAAGGAUUCGGAGACCCAAAACCAGAAAUAUAUUGGUACUUUAGAGAUUACCGAGUCACUACUGACCACAGAACCGAGGCCGACUCGUUGACAAACUUCCUAUACAUCCGAGAAGCUGUACCACAAGAUCAAGGAUCAUAUGAAUGUCGUGCGAUGAGUCCUGCUGGACAAGCCUGGGAUACCGCCGAUUUGAUUCUCGCAACAACACCAAAAGUUGAAAUCAUUCAAAACAAAAUGAUGGUUGGACGCGGAGAUCGAGUUUCGUUUGAAUGCAAGACUCUUAGUGGAAAACCAACACCAAAAAUCAGAUGGUUCAAGAAUGGAAGAGAUCUCAUUAAGACUGAUGACUUUAUCCGAGUGAACGACGGACAAUUGCACAUUUUGGGAGCCAAGGAUGAAGAUGCUGGUGCAUAUUCAUGUGUCGGAGAGAACAUUGCCGGAAAAGAUGUGCAAGUUGCUAACUUGUCUGUUGGAAGAGUCCCAACUAUCAUUGAAUCCCCACAUACCGUCCGAGUCAACAUCGAAAGACCAGUAACCCUACAAUGUCUUGCUGUUGGAAUCCCACCGCCGGAAAUCGAAUGGCAGCGAUCUGGAAUCACCAUCGGACCAGAGAGCAAUUCAAGAUACACCCAACUAGCUGAUGGAAAUCUUCAUAUUGCUGAAGCUCAAAUUGAAGAUCAAGGACAAUUCACUUGUGUGGCAAAGAACACCUACGGACAACAAUCUCAAACUACUACUUUGAUGGUCACCGGAUUGGUAUCACCAGUUUUAGGACAUGUUCCACCAGAAGAGCAGUUGAUUGAAGGACAAGAUUUGACUCUUUCUUGUGUCGUUGUGUUGGGAACACCAAAACCGUCAAUUGUAUGGUUGAAGGAUAACCAACCAAUUCAAGAAGGAUCUUCCGUAAUUGUUGAGGGUGGUGGCUCGUUGCUCCGUUUGCGUGGUGGAAACCCGAAAGAUGAAGGAAAAUAUACUUGCAUCGCCGUCUCACCAGCAGGAAAUAGUACCCUGAACAUCAACGUUCAAUUAAUAAGAAAGCCAGAGUUCGUGUUCAACUUGGACCAAGGAAACGUGAAGAAGCCGACUAUCCCGGGAUUGGACGACAAACAUGUGGCAACUGUCAAUACCACUCAUGAUGUGCUUGAUGGAGACAGUUUUGCAAUCCCAUGUGCCGCUUCCGGUACACCACCACCGACCAUUACUUGGUACUUGGAUGGAAGACCAAUUACACCAAACAACAAAGAUUUCUCCGUGAUGCCUGACAACACUCUGAUCGUUCGAAAAGCGGAUAAGUCGUACUCGGGAGUGUACACGUGCCAAGCAACCAACAGCGCUGGAGAAAACGAGCAGAAGACAACUAUCCGAAUCAUGAGCACACCAGUCAUCUCACCGGGACAAAGUUCAUUCAACAUGGUUGUCGACGAUCAAAUCAUCAUUCCGUGUGAUGUGUAUGGAGAUCCAAAACCAAAGAUCACAUGGCUUUUAGAUGACAAACCAUUUACUGACGGAUAUGUCAAUGAAGAUGGAUCACUGACUAUUGAAAGAGUUCUUGAAGAACAUCGAGGAACAUUCUCUUGUCAUGCUGAAAAUGCAGCUGGAAAUGAUACUCGCACAGUCACACUUACCAUUCACACCACACCAACUAUAAGUGCAGAGAAUUCAGAAAAGACGGCUCUCCAAAAUGAGACAGUCGUAUUAGAAUGUCCAGCCCAAGCACUUCCGCCACCUGUCAGACUUUGGACAUAUGAAGGAGAGAAGAUUGAUGCCUUGUUGAUUCCACACACAGUCCGUGAAGAUGGAGCAUUGGUCCUUCACAAUGUUAAACUGGAAAACACCGGAGUAUUCUCUUGCCAAGUUUCCAAUCUUGCUGGAGAAGAUUCACUAUCAUACACUCUUUCGGUUCAUGAGAAACCAAAGAUUAUCUCGGAAGUUCCAGGAUUUGUUGAUGUUGUCAAAGGAUUUACAAUUGAGAUUCCAUGCAGAGCAACUGGAGUUCCAGAAGUGAUCAGAACUUGGAAUAAGGAUGGCAUCGAUUUGAACAUAGACGGAAAGAAAAUUUCAGUGGAUAAUCAUGGAACUUUGAGAAUUUCUGAAGCCACCAGAGAAGAUAUUGGAAAUUACAAUUGCGUAGUCACUAACCAAGCUGGAAAAAGCGAGAUGACUACUAAUGUAGAUGUCCAGGAACCUCCAGUCAUUUCACCUAGCACUCAAACCAACAACACUGCUGUCGUGGGAGACCGUGUCGAACUGAAGUGUUAUGUGGAGGCGUCACCAGCAGCAACAGUCACUUGGUUCAGAAGAGGAAUUGCAAUUGGAAGUGGAACGAAAGGAUAUACUGUUGAACCAGAUGGAACACUUGUUAUCCAAAGUGCAACUGUUGAGGACGCAACUAUCUACACCUGCAAGGCCUCAAAUCCUGCUGGAGUAGCUGAAGCUAAUCUUCAAGUCACUGUCAUUGCAUCUCCGGAUAUCAAGGAUCAAAAUGUGGUUACACAGGAAUCUGUCAAGGAAUCUCAUCCAUUCUCGUUGUAUUGUCCAGUGUUCAGCAACCCACUGCCACAGAUUACGUGGUACCUGAACGAUAAACCACUCAGCAACGACAACACUUCAUUAAAAGUUUCGGAUGACAAACGUAAACUUCAUGUGUAUAAAGCGAAGAUCGCCGACUCAGGAGUCUACAAAUGUGUUGCUCGAAACGCUGCCGGUGAGGGAAGCAAGUCGUUCCAAGUAGAAGUUAUUGUUCCACUCAAUAUUGACGAGUCGAAAUACAAGAAGAAGGUGUUCGCCAAAGAAGGAGAGGCAGUUACUCUCGGUUGUCCAGUCUCUGGAUACCCAACUCCGAAGAUUGACUGGGUUAUUGACGGAACCAUCGUAAAGCCAGGAAAAGAGUACAAAGGAGCAAGAUUGUCGGAUGAUGGACUAACGCUGUAUUUCGAUGGUGUUAGUGUGAAACAUGAAGGCAACUACCAUUGUGUUGCACAGAGCAAAGGAAGCACUUUGGACGUCGAUGUGGAGCUAUCAGUUUUGGCUGUACCAAUUGUCGGAGAAGAUGAAUCAUUGGAAGUUUCACUUGAUAAGGAUAUCUCUCUUUCUUGUGACUUGUUGACGGAAUCUGAUGACAAAACUACUUUUGUCUGGUCUAUUAACAAUGUUGAAGAUGAACGCCCAGAAAAUGUCCGAGUUCCGACCGAUGGACAUCGUCUUUACAUUACUAACGCCAGACCGGAAAAUCGUGCCGAGUACACUUGCAGAGUCACGAAUUCUGCUGGAAAAGCUGAGAAAACCAUAACAUUGGAUGUCUUGGAACCACCUGUGUUUGUUGAAUCUGAAUAUGAUGGAAACCUAAAACUUAUUGGUGAUAACCCGAUUAUUCUUGGUUGCGAAGCUACAGGAAAUCCGAAACCAGAAAUCACAUGGAAAAUGGAUGGAAAAGAAGUGGACAAAAACUGGCAAUUCGAUGAAUCUCAUUUGAGAGUCGAGAAGCUUACUGGCAAGGCUGCUCAGAUAACAUGCUUGGCACAAAACAAAGCAGGCACCACUUCUCGCGAUUUCUUCAUUCAGAAUAUUCCUGCGCCGACAUUCAAAGAUGAUCGGAAAGUUAGCACUACAUUCCGUGAAACCGAAACCAUCAUUUUGGAUUGUCCAGUGUCUCUUGGAGAUUUUGAAAUCACUUGGAUGAAACGAGGAGAAAAGUUGACGGAAAAAGAUGCUAUCUUCACCCUUGAAAACACUCGUCUGUCAAUUCUCAACGCUGCCCGUUACCACGAAGAUGUGUACACAUGUGUUGCAAAUAACACCGCUGGUCAAGUCUCCAAAGAAUUCGAUGUUGUUGUCCAAGUUCUUCCAAAGAUCAGAAACGUGCUUCAAACUUUGGAACCAAAUGAAGGUGACGAUAUUCUGAUCAAUUGUGAAGCUGAAGGAAAUCCACAACCUUCUGCAAGAUGGGACUUCAACCAAAAGGAACUUCCCGAAACAGCAGUUCAAGUGAACAGCAAUCAUUCAAUCGUGAUUUCCGGAGUAACCAAAGAUCACAGUGGAGUUUACAAGUGCUACGCUACAAACGAAAUCGGCCAAGCUGUAAAGACAGUUAAUGUUCAUGUCAAAACCAAACCGAGAUUCGAGUCUGGACAGAAUACUGAAGAUGCCACUGUCAACCUGACAAGAUCUGUCACUUUGGAAUGUGAUACUGAUGAUGCGAUCGGAAUUGUGAUUACCUGGACUGUACACGGUAAACCAUUCUUGGCAGAAACUGAGGGCAUUCAGUUGUUGGCUGGUGGAAGAUUCCUUCAUAUCGUUUCCGCUAAAGUCGAAGACCAUGGAGCAUACGCUUGUACAGUGACCAACGACGCUGGAGUUGCUACAAAGAAUUUCAAUCUUGCCGUUCAAGUCCCACCAACUAUUGUGAACGAAGGCGGUGAAUAUACAGUUAUUGAGAACAACUCACUUGUUCUUCCCUGUGAAGUUACCGGAAAACCGAAUCCAGUCGUCACUUGGACUAAGGAUGGAAAACCGUUAGGAGAUUUGAAAUCUGUGCAAGUACUUUCUGAAGGACAACAAUUCAAGAUAGUGCACGCUGAAAUAGCUCACAAAGGAUCAUACAUCUGCAUGGCUAAGAAUGAUGUUGGAACCGCUGAAAUCAGUUUUGAUGUUGAUAUCAUUACUCGUCCAAUGAUCCAGAAGGGUAUUAAGAAUACUAUCACAGUGGUGAAAGGAAAUACAGCAACGCUGAAAUGUCCUAUUGAUGAUGACAAAAACUUUAAAGGACAAAUCAUCUGGUUGCAUGACUAUAUACCGAUCGAUUUUGCGGAAACUGGGGAAAGGAUCACUCAUGUGUCCAACGAUCGUCGUAUUGCUAUUCACAACUCUACCGAAAGUGACGAAGGAGCUUACAGUUGUCGUGUGAAGAAUGAUGCCGGAGAAAAUAGUUUCGAUUUCAAACUUGCUGUCUAUGUGCCACCUAAAAUUGUCAUGUUGGAUAAGGACAAGAAUAGAACAAUUGUUGAAAACAACAGUGUCACUCUUUCUUGUCCUGCUACAGGAAAACCAGAGCCUGAGAUUACUUGGUUCAAGGAUGGAGAGACAAUUCAUGCAGAUAAUAUCCAAAAUAUUAUCCCACAUGGAGAACUUAUUGGAAAUGAACUCAAAAUCACCAGAAUUUUACAAGAUGAUGCCGGAAGAUACACUUGUGAAGCUGACAAUGUCGCUGGUAGUGCUGAACAGGAUGUUAUCGUUAAUGUUAUGACUGUUCCACGAAUCGAAAAGUAUGGAAUUCCAUCCGACUAUGACUAUAAACAGAACGAACGUGUAGUGAUCUCCUGCCCAGUAUAUGCAAAACCACAAGCCAAAAUAACGUGGCUUAAAGCAGGAAAACCAUUGGAAUCAGACAAAUUUGUUAAGACGAGUGCUAAUGGACAAAAGCUCUACUUGUUCAAACUUCGCGAAUCCGACUCCAGCAAGUAUACUUGUAUGGCUACAAACGACGCUGGAUCUGAUAAGAGAGACUUCAAAGUCAGCAUGCUGGUGGCUCCCUCGUUCGAUGAACCAAACAUUGUCCAUCGUAACACUGUCAAUGCUGGAACUCAUACUACUCUCCAUUGCCCAGCCAGAGGAAGUCCGACCCCUACAAUUACAUGGCUCAAAGACGGUAUCGCUAUCGAACCAAGUUCAAGAUAUGUGUACUUUGAUAGCGGCAGACAACUCCAAAUCAGUUCAGCAGAAGGAUCAGAUCAAGGAAGAUACACUUGUAUUGCUACCAACUCCGUGGGAUCUGACGAUUUAGAAAACACUCUGGAAGUUAUCAUCCCACCGGUUAUCAAGGGAGACCCUCGUGAAACUAUCAAUGUCAUUGAAGGGUUUGCUUCUGAUCUUCUUUGCGAGAGCAACCAUACCGACGUGGAAGUUGAGUGGCAAAAGGAUGGAUUGACUAUCAACAAGGAAUCUUUGCGUGGCGAUAGUUUUAUCCAAAUUCCGUCUUCUGGAAAAAAGAUCAGUUUCCUCUCUCCCAAAAAGUCAGACUCUGGAAAAUACACUUGUAUUAUGAGAAAUCCUGCUGGAGAAGCAAGAAAAGUGUACGAUUUCACAGUGAAUGACCCACCAUCCAUCAGUGACGAGCUCUCAUCAAACACUGUAUUGACUAUGAUUUCAAAUGCAGUGCUGGAAAUCAAUUGUGUUGUUUCUGGAUCUCCACAUCCAAAGGUUACAUGGUUCUUCAACAACGAGCCAAUCGACGCUAGCGAGCAUCAUGAGUUUAAGAACAAUGGUGAAUCUCUCCGUAUCAUUGAUUCAAAGGAAUCACAUGCUGGAACUUAUACUUGUGCCGCUGAAAAUUCGGUUGGAGAAGCCAAAAAAGACUUUUAUGUUAGAGUCACUGCUCCACCAACUUUUGAUUCCCAGCUUGAAACAUAUGUGGUUAAAACUGGAGAUUCUGUUUUCCUCAAAUGUCUUGCCAAAUCAACGACUCCAAUAACAAAUGUUCAAUGGACAGCUAACAACGUUGAUUUGGAGAUGAAUCCAACAGACUACAAAUAUUCAACAACCGACAAAACGAUGAAUGUGACCAACAUUCAAUUGUCGGAUGAUGGUUUGUACAUCUGUACUGUUGAGAAUGAUGCUGGACCAACAUCGAAAUCUUUCAAAAUUAGUGUCAUCGAACCUCCACGUUUCCUGGAUCUUCAGGAAAAAUACCCGAUUAUUGUUGGAAAUCGUAUGGCAAUCGAUUGCUCAGCAAUUGGAACACCUAAACCAACAGUUCUAUGGAUGAAAGUGAGUCACUUGGCAGUUUAA